AGGUAUCUUUUGGUGGAGAUGAUGUUUUAUAUCAAGAACAAGAGGAAAGUUGAUUUCAAAGAGGUUUUAGAACAUCCAGUCAUGAACAGAGAGCUGGAUCAGUUGAAAACUGACUUGGAAGGCUGGAGAGAAGUUGUGCUUCCAAUGAAUAAGAUUUUACAUUGGGAAAAGCCACACUACCCAGCUGUAAUUGUUGGCCUUAUCUCCUUUGUAUUUUUGCUGAUAUGGUACUUUGAGCCUUCAGUGCUGACAACCAUCUCCCUGUUGGGUUUAACCAUCUGCCUCAUAGAUUUUUUGGUGCCUACUGUAGCCUCCAGUGUUUUUACUAGUGAGCACUGGACUGUCCUUCAGGAGCAGCAGUAUGAGCAGAUUUGUCUGAGAAUUCUUAAUGCCAAACAUCAUUUGAUGGAUAUGAAAAACACACUUAACAAUUUAAAAAGCGAGAAGCCUGCUCUGUAUUUUGUCUUGGUAAUGGGAUUCCUGACCAUGAUGGCAUGGCUGGGCAAUCUGAUGGACAAUCUCUUACUGACUUAUCUCCUAGUGUGUUUCAUUGUGCUCCUGCCUGGCAUCCGUAGCCAGGGAGCACUACAACGCUACAUCAGCUGGCUACAGACCAAACUGAAAGAUGUUCUUGCAGGAAAGCCUAAAGCUAAGAAGAAUUAGUGCAAGCAGCGGCUAAUCUUGCUUAAUAAAAUGUGUGCUAUUUGUGCCUUAGUUAAAGAUAGGCUCAACCUUCAAGAAAUCGAACCUUCAAGAAAAUGACAAAAAACAGAAGUGAACAUUUUAUUCGCUGUUUUUCCGCCCGUCAUGUCCAUCGUAAAUACUCUUUGUUGUCAAAUAGAGCAUCUGAUACAAAGUAUCAAACACGGCAUUCACUUGCUUGUUUACGAUGCGUUUAGUACAAUUUGUUUACACUGACAAGUCAAGGUCAGAAAUGCACAAUUUUAUCUGUCUAAUUAUGCAGUUUAAAUUUUGAUUAUUGAAUUUGCUUUAAUCUGCAUGGUCAUUUUCUCAACAUUUGUAUAAGUUGUGAAAUAUUUCUCAUUGGAAAAUAACCCAGCUUUCCAAUUACAAUUGAGUGACAUCAGGACUACUUUCGGUUUUUCGUCGAGAUAGUGAAGGCAUUAGUGUUAUGGCUUGCUACACAUUUAAAGCUUUCUAUCUCAAUUUCUAUGCAACUGUUUGCCAAUGGACUGAAAUUUACAACACUUAUGCUUUAUAUAAUAUCGCACAAUAUUUGAGAGCUUUUUCUUCAAUACCCAUUCAAAUUUGAAAAUGAGCCAUUUUCUGUCGAUUUCUUGAAGGGCGAGCCUAUAUCUUUUCAAGCACUGCAUAGAUGUUUUAUAUGUGAACCAAACCAUAUAGAUGCAAAUUCUCCACAUCUUAGUCUGAAUAUAGUGUUUAAAUGCUGUAUGUACAGCACAUGUACAAACAUUGCCCUUUCUGCACAGAGUGAAAUGCUGCAUUCAGAUAUAUAUUUAAAACUUUGACUG
This is a messenger RNA of Lingula anatina, 1493 nucleotides long. Its product is annotated as ADP-ribosylation factor-like protein 6-interacting protein 1. Gene Ontology annotation, cellular component: membrane. The record is from RefSeq and is a predicted model, not a curated record. NCBI's taxonomy places the organism in Eukaryota, Metazoa, Brachiopoda, Lingulata, Lingulida, Lingulidae.